AAAACAAACUCUGAUUGGUCAGGCCUGAGCUGAAUUCUCCAUUUAUGGACAGAUUGCCCGGUCCGAGCCGAGGCUCAGCCAGAGGAGUACGGAUUAAGUGGCUGGAAAGAGGAGCGAGGUUAGGGAACUAGCUAGAGGCGCGGAGCGCAUCGGACUCACCUAGGCAGCGGCGAGCUCCGGGUCCGAGUGGACUCCUGCGCCCGGCAGCAUGCACCCCGCCUGCUGAGUCGCCCCGGUCUCGACCUCACCUAGCGCCGCCGAUCCCGCCUGGAUGGAGUCCCCUCUGGGUUCCCAUUGGCUCCUGUGAGUGCUUGGGUGUCGGGAGCCUGUUUUUGGCGAGAGGAACCAACUUUUGAAGUUCGCCCAGGAGACUGCGUUCCAGCCCCAGCUCGCCGGCAGCCGGACCCGGCGGAGGCGCGACCGCGGCGCAAGUCACCAUGGGAAGCAAAGGUGCAUACCGGUACCACUGGCAGAGCCACAAUGUCAAGCACAGUGGUGUGGAUGACAUGGUGCUGCUGUCCAAGAUCACGGAGAACUCCAUCGUGGAGAAUCUCAAGAAGAGAUACAUGGACGACUACAUUUUUACAUACAUAGGAUCCGUAUUAAUCUCAGUCAACCCCUUCAAGCAGAUGCCCUACUUCGGGGAAAAAGAAAUUGAAAUGUACCAAGGAGCGGCCCAGUAUGAAAACCCACCGCAUAUCUAUGCCCUUGCAGAUAGUAUGUAUAGAAACAUGAUCAUUGACAGGGAGAACCAGUGCGUCAUCAUCAGUGGCGAAAGUGGUGCUGGAAAGACAGUGGCUGCCAAAUACAUCAUGAGUUACAUCUCCAGAGUGUCUGGAGGGGGCCCCAAAGUCCAGCACGUGAAGGACAUUAUCCUGCAGUCCAACCCGCUGCUGGAGGCCUUCGGGAACGCCAAGACGGUCCGGAACAACAACUCCAGCCGAUUCGGAAAAUACUUUGAAAUCCAGUUCAGUCCAGGUGGGGAACCGGAUGGUGGAAAGAUCUCCAACUUCCUUCUGGAAAAAUCCAGGGUGGUGAUGAGGAACCCGGGAGAGAGGAGUUUUCACAUAUUUUACCAGCUCAUCGAGGGCGCCUCCGCAGAACAGAAGCACAGCCUAGGAAUCACUAGCAUGGACUAUUAUUACUACCUGAGCCUCUCGGGGUCAUACAAGGUUGAUGACAUCGACGACAGGCGGGAGUUUCAGGAAACUCUGCACGCGAUGAAUGUGAUCGGGAUCUUUGCCGAAGAACAGACGCUGGUGUUGCAGAUAGUGGCGGGUGUGCUCCACCUGGGAAACAUCAGCUUCAAAGAAGUUGGGAACUACGCAGCGGUGGAGAGUGAAGAGUUUUUGGCUUUUCCAGCAUAUCUGCUGGGGAUAAACCAGGACCGGCUGAAGGAGAAGCUAACGAGCCGGCAGAUGGACAGCAAGUGGGGAGGCAAGUCAGAGUCCAUCCACGUGACCCUCAAUGUGGAGCAGGCCUGUUACACCAGGGACGCGCUCGCCAAGGCCCUGCACGCCCGGGUCUUUGAUUUCUUGGUAGAUUCCAUCAAUAAAGCCAUGGAGAAGGACCAUGAAGAAUAUAACAUUGGUGUCCUGGACAUCUAUGGCUUUGAAAUAUUCCAGAAAAAUGGCUUCGAACAGUUCUGUAUCAAUUUUGUUAAUGAAAAACUCCAGCAGAUUUUUAUUGAACUGACGUUAAAGGCAGAACAGGAAGAAUAUGUUCAAGAGGGAAUAAGAUGGACCCCUAUUGAGUACUUUAAUAACAAAAUCGUGUGUGACCUCAUAGAGAACAAAGUUAACCCUCCCGGGAUCAUGAGCAUCCUGGAUGAUGUGUGUGCCACAAUGCACGCGGUGGGCGAGGGGGCGGACCAGACGCUGCUGCAGAAACUCCAGAUGCAGAUCGGAAGCCACGAGCACUUCAACAGCUGGAACCAAGGCUUCAUUAUUCACCACUAUGCCGGGAAGGUAUCCUAUGACAUGGAUGGCUUUUGUGAAAGAAACCGUGAUGUGCUUUUUAUGGAUCUGAUUGAGCUGAUGCAGAGCAGUGAGCUACCUUUUAUAAAGUCUUUAUUUCCGGAAAAUCUGCAAGCUGACAAGAAAGGGCGCCCAACUACUGCCGGAAGCAAAAUAAAGAAACAAGCCAACGACCUUGUAAGCACUUUGAUGAAAUGCACACCCCACUACAUUCGCUGCAUAAAACCCAACGAAACCAAGAAGCCCAGAGACUGGGAGGAAAGCAGGGUAAAGCAUCAAGUAGAAUAUCUGGGUCUGAAGGAAAACAUUCGCGUGAGAAGGGCUGGCUAUGCCUAUCGGCGUGUCUUCCAAAAAUUCCUGCAGAGGUAUGCCAUCCUGACCAAAGCCACCUGGCCCUCAUGGCGAGGAGACGAGAAGCAAGGCGUCCUGCACCUGCUGCAGUCCGUCAACAUGGACAGUGAUCAGUUCCAGCUGGGGAGGAGCAAAGUGUUCAUCAAAGCCCCUGAAUCUCUGUUUCUUUUAGAAGAGAUGAGGGAGAGAAAGUAUGACGGAUAUGCUCGAGUGAUACAGAAAUCAUGGAGGAAAUUUGUGGCCCGGAAGAAAUAUGUUCAAAUGAGAGAAGAAGCCUCAGACCUCUUGUUGAACAAGAAGGAGAGAAGGAGAAACAGUAUUAACAGGAACUUUAUCGGGGAUUACAUCGGGAUGGAAGAGCACCCAGAACUCCAGCAGUUUGUGGGCAAGAGGGAGAAGAUCGACUUUGCAGACACUGUCACCAAAUACGACAGGAGGUUCAAGGGUGUAAAGAGAGACCUACUUCUUACCCCAAAGUGCUUGUACUUAAUUGGACGAGAAAAGGUCAAGCAGGGCCCAGACAAAGGCCUUGUGAAGGAAGUCCUGAAGCGGAGGAUCGAGCUGGAGAGACUGUCGGCUGUGUCCCUCAGUGCCAUGCAGGAUGACAUUUUUAUUCUCCAUGAGCAAGAAUAUGACAGUUUGUUGGAAUCGGUCUUCAAAACUGAAUUCUUAAGCCUCUUAGCAAAGCGUUAUGAGGAAAAAACCCAGAAGCAACUACCUCUGAAAUUCAGCAAUACGCUGGAGCUGAAGUUGAAAAAGGAAAACUGGGGUCCCUGGAGUGCAGGGGGUUCCCGGCAAGUGCAGUUCCACCAAGGCUUUGGGGACCAGGCUAUCCUCAAGCCCAGUAACAAAGUGCUGCAGGUCAGCAUCGGACCCGGGCUGCCCAAGAACUCCCGCCCUACCAGAAGGAACGCCUCCCAAAACAGAGGGUAUUCCAGUGGGACUCAAAAUGCCAACUACCCAAUGAGAGCUGCCCCUCCUCCCCCAGGAUACCAUCAGAAUGGAGUGAUCAAAAACCAGUUUGUGCCACAGCCUCAUGCUCCUGGAAACCAGAGGUCCAACCAGAGAAGCCUGUACACCUCCAUGGUUCGCCCACCCUUGCCACGACAACAGUCCACUGGUUCGGACCGAGUGUCACAGACACCAGAGAGCCUGGAUUUCCUCAAGGUCCCUGACCAGGGAGCUGCGGGCGUCCGGAGACAAACGACCAGUCGGCCUCCCCCAGCAGGGGGCAGACCCAAACCCCAGCCCAAGCCUAAGCCUCAGGUGCCACAGUGCAAGGCUUUGUAUGCCUAUGAUGCUCAGGACACAGAUGAACUCAGCUUCAAUGCCAAUGACAUUAUCGAUAUUAUCAAAGAAGAUCCGUCUGGCUGGUGGACGGGUCGACUACGAGGCAAACAGGGCCUGUUCCCCAACAACUACGUGACCAAGAUCUGAGGCACCCAGAGACUGAUGCAUGGGGUGGAGGAGCUCCAGGCGCAGACAGGGGAGGGACCAUUUGGGGGCUCCCCUUCCUAUCCACAGUGAGCAAUUGCUUCUCCAAAGCUUGGAGCUAUUCUGGCACCUUCCCCGUGGAGGACAUGCUAAAGUCUGGGUUGGGGACUGGGCUUGUGUAGCCCAGGAGCGCCCACUGACCACGUGCUCCAGGGCUGGUGGGUUCAAACCCAACCCGGGCCUGCUUAAAAAAAAAAAUAGUCUGCGUUGGGGACAGAGAGUGUCGCUCCAUAAAUGAUACUCAAAGGUAGCCUAUUCAUAGUAACCCAGGAGGGCAAAACAACCACCAAGAUUUAUUUAUUGUAUUUAAACCUGGUGAGAGGACAAGCGAGGUCUGCCCAGACCUUGUUGGCUUCUAUCAAAACAGUCCCCUGCCUGCUCACCAGUCCCGGGAAACGGCUGGAGGCGGCCGCUGACAAGUGCCUUUAGUUGAAGAGCACAUUUCUUUUGUCCCUUUUGUCCAUGCCUGACACACAUUCCUCUUGGCCACCUUCCCUCAGGGAGGACCCUCCCUCUGCAGGCUGGGCUCAGCGUGAGUGGCACGUCCCGUGCAGAUGCCAACCCGGGCUGGCCCGCUGAGCCUGCGGCAGAGGGGCACUGGUUUACACUUCGCCCGGACCACAGGGCCGCUGAGCAGGACAGGGACCGGGGUUGGGCUGUUGGCCUUGCUUUCUCUGGGUCUUCAAUUGGAAUGUGGCUGGCCCAUGUUGGUUUUGUGUUUAAAUGCUGUACUUAUUCCAAGAAGGAUCUCUUUUCUUCAAGCUGUACAUUUAUAAAAACAGAUCAUAUACUGUAUAUACAAAAAUUUCAAGAUGGUAGAAACAUGUAUGAAUGUACUGAGUAGUAUCCCACUGUACUCGUCCAUAAGGUAGGUUUUAUUACAAAACUCACACCAGGUACUUACAAGUGUGCCCUGCUCCUUUCCAACUACAGAAACAGUGUCACUGCUUUCUGGCUCAGUCCCUGCAGACCCUUCUCAACCUUCUCCCUAUAGGUCAUUUUCCUCUGAUCCGCCUGCACACCCUCCCCCACCUCUCAGAUAAAUAAAGGAAUCAGUGAACCAC
Messenger RNA from Otolemur garnettii (small-eared galago), 4885 nucleotides. RefSeq names its product myosin IE (gene MYO1E). The record is from RefSeq and is a predicted model, not a curated record. NCBI's taxonomy places the organism in Eukaryota, Metazoa, Chordata, Mammalia, Primates, Galagidae. The coding region runs from base 438 to 3764 and encodes 1108 amino acids. Gene Ontology annotation, molecular function: microfilament motor activity; actin filament binding; ATP binding. Gene Ontology annotation, biological process: vesicle transport along actin filament; actin filament organization. The transcript has 28 exons. Gene Ontology annotation, cellular component: actin cytoskeleton; myosin complex; vesicle.